AUGUCAAACCUUCAAGUAUACCUCGAUCCCUGCACCGUCAACAGCCGCAAGGUGUUGGCCGGGCUCGAUCUCAUGCAUGUCCCAUACCAAUUCCACCACAUCGACUACUUCAAAGCCGAGCAGAAGAGCGAAGCCUUCACCAAGAUCAAUCCUCACCAAACCGUGCCAGCUGCGACCGAUGGCGAUCUGACCCUCACCGAAUCCAAUGCCAUCCUCAUGUACGCUGCAGACCUCGGCGGCGGCGACAACUCUGCAUAUCCCAAAGAUCUCAAACUACGCGCAGAUGCCAAUCGCUGGCUCUUGUGGGAAGCUUCUGUUUGGUUCCAAACAAACUACGUCUACCUCGUCGAAAACGUCGUCAAACCCCUUCUAGGCGCCUCCCCCGACCCCUCCAUCCUCGACGCCGAAGCUCCCAAAUGGCACAAAGCCGCCAGCAUCCUCGACACGCGUCUCCACGAAACCAAGAAAUGGAUCCUUCCGGGCGAAAAUCCCACAAUUGUGGAUAUUGCUGUUGCGUCGGCGAUGCAUUUGCAUGAGGCGCAAAAACUUCCUUUGGAGCAACAUCCGGGUCUGAAGAGAUGGAUUGCGGAUGUGGAGGCUUUGUCGGCUUGGAAGGGGACGCAGGAGGCCGUGGAGAAGGCUUUGUUGCCGGGGAAAGGGAAGGUUUAG
Sphaerulina musiva SO2202 is the source of this 669-nucleotide messenger RNA. Its product is annotated as glutathione S-transferase. The transcript is spliced from 2 exons. The coding region runs from base 1 to 669 and encodes 222 amino acids. NCBI's taxonomy places the organism in Eukaryota, Fungi, Ascomycota, Dothideomycetes, Mycosphaerellales, Mycosphaerellaceae. The record is from RefSeq and is a predicted model, not a curated record.